UGAAACAUAGAAUUUUAAUAGUUAAAACACAUACAUUUUUACAUCAGAAUAUAGUACAUGAGAUCUCUCUAUAAAUAUUUAAUUGAAAUAAAUACAACAGUGAAAUUAGACCAUUGAAUACAGCAGUCAAAAUAGACUGUAUAGCAUGCACCCCGCGCGGUACGUACUCACACAUGGGACAUGCCGUUCAACUCUGCUUUUCCUCCCCCGGAUGUCCGGUGUGAUGGAGCACCUGUUUUUUCCCUCUGACUCAGGGAACCUGGUGGAUGCAUUUUUUUUUCCAAUUUUCUCCCCCAUAAAUACAAGGCCAAAUUUUAGCAGAGCAACUACAAUCCGAAAAAGGAACUGGCACAAUGACCAGGCCAAAUCUUGUGUUUCCAGUCAUAGCAACAACAUGGUGCCUUCUGUUACUCCAAGCAGGCUCCUCCUCCCCUCCUCCUCAAACUGCACCUGCACCUGCACUUCCACCAAGCAAUCCCUGCAUCGCCCGCGAGCGGGACGCUCUGCUUGACCUCAAAGCAGGACUCCAAGAUCCCAGCAACUACCUGGCAUCCUGGCAAGGCGACAACUGCUGCGACGAAUGGGAAGGCGUCGUAUGCAGCAAGCGAAACGGCCAUGUCGCGACGCUUACGCUCGAGUACGCUGGAAUCGGAGGUAAGAUAAGCCCAUCCCUGCUUGCUCUACGGCAUCUCAAGUCCAUGAGCCUUGCUGGCAAUGACUUCGGAGGUGAGCCGAUCCCGGAGCUCUUCGGUGAACUCAAGAGCAUGCGGCAUCUCACCCUCGGUGAUGCCAACUUCAGUGGGCUGGUUCCUCCUCAUCUCGGCAACCUCUCCAGGUUGAUCGAUCUGGAUCUCACAAGCUACAAGGGUCCAGGACUCUACUCGACGAAUCUUGCGUGGUUGUCACGCUUGGCAAACCUACAGCAUCUCUACUUGGGCGGCGUGAACCUCAGCACAGCAUUCGACUGGGCUCACUCUCUCAACAUGCUUCCAUCUCUACAGCACUUGAGCCUUCGCAACUGUGGCCUACGCAACGCUAUCCCUCCUCCGCUACACAUGAACCUUACAUCUCUGGAGGUAAUUGACCUAAGUGGUAACCCCUUCCACUCACCUGUUGCAGUCGAAAAACUCUUUUGGCCAUUUUGGGAUUUUCCUAGACUUGAAACAAUUUAUCUAGAAAGUUGUGGGCUUCAGGGUAUCCUCCCCGAGUAUAUGGGAAAUUCCACAUCCCUUGUAAAUUUGGGCCUUAACUUCAACGAUCUCACAGGGCUGCCAACCACAUUCAAGAGACUAAGCAACUUGAAGUUUCUGUACCUUGCACAGAAUAAUAUCAGUGGUGACAUAGAAAAAUUGUUAGAUAAAUUGCCUGAUAAUGGAUUGUACGUACUAGAAUUGUACGGGAACAAUUUAGAGGGAAGCUUGCCAGCUCAAAAGGGACGAUUGGGAAGUCUUUAUAACCUUCGUAUCAGUGAUAACAAAAUCUCAGGAGAUAUACCACUUUGGAUUGGAGAACUCACAAACCUCACAAGUCUAGAGCUUGAUUCCAACAACUUCCAUGGCGUGAUUACACAAUUCCACUUGGCUAAUCUAGCUAGUUUGAAAAUUCUAGGGUUAUCCCAUAACACUCUAGCAAUAGUGGCUGACCAUAAUUGGGUUCCUCCUUUCAAACUGAUGAUAGCCGGUUUAAAAUCUUGUGGACUAGGGCCUAAAUUCCCAGGAUGGCUAAGGUCUCAAGAUACGAUUACUAUGAUGGAUAUUUCAAAUACAAGCAUAGCUGAUUCUAUACCUGAUUGGUUCUGGACCACAUUCUCCAACACUAGAUAUUUUGUUCUAUCAGGAAAUCAGAUUAGUGGAGUGCUACCAGCAAUGAUGAACGAAAAAAUGGUAGCCGAAGUAAUGGAUUUCAGUAACAACCUUCUGGAAGGUCAAUUACAAAAGGUUCCAGAAAAUUUAACAUACCUUGACCUCUCAAAAAAUAAUCUAUCAGGGCCACUACCACUUGAUUUUGGAGCUCCAUUUCUAGAGUCCCUUAUUCUCUUCGAAAAUUCAUUGUCUGGUAAAAUUCCACAAUCUUUUUGUCAACUGAAGUAUCUAGAAUUUGUAGACCUAUCUGCAAAUCUACUACAAGGGCCAUUUCCCAAUUGUUUGAAUAUCUCACAAGCAGGCAACACGUCAAGGGCCGACCUGCUAGGUGUUCACCAAAACAUCAUUAUGUUGAACUUAAAUGACAAUAAUCUUUCUGGAAUGUUCCCUUUAUUUCUCCAAAAGUGCCAAAACCUAAUAUUUCUUGAUCUCGCAUUUAAUCGAUUUUCUGGGAGCUUACCAGCAUGGAUAGAUGAGUUGUCAGCGUUAGCACUUUUUACGGUUACGAUCAAAUAUGUUCACCGGUGAAAUCCCUCCCCAGCUUACCAAGAUGAAGGAGCUUCAGUAUCUGGACCUAGCUUAUAACAGCUUCUCAGGGGCAAUACCAUGGUCACUAGUGAAUUUGACGGCAAUGUCCCACAGGCCUGCUGACAAUGAUUCACUUUCAUAUAUUGUCUAUUACGGAUGGUCACUCUCGACGUCAAAUGUUAGAGUAAUUAUGUUGGCUAAUCUUGGACCAUACAAUUUUGAAGAAUCUGGACCUGACUUCAGCCACAUUACUAGUGCCACUAAUGAGAGUUUGUUGGUUGUCACCAAAGGGCAACAGCUUGAAUUUAGAAGCGGAAUCAUUUAUAUGGUAAAUAUUGAUCUGUCCUGCAACAAUUUAACAGGCCAUAUUCCUGAGGAUAUUAGCAUGCUCACUGCACUGAAAAACUUGAACCUAUCUUGGAAUCAUCUAAGCGGGGUAAUACCAACAAACAUUGGAGCACUACAAUCAAUAGAAUCUUUGGACCUGUCACACAAUGAACUUUUUGGCCAAAUUCCUACAAGUUUAUCAGCCCCUGCGUCACUGAGCCACUUGAAUUUGUCCUAUAACAAUUUGUCAGGACAAAUACCUUAUGGUAAUCAGCUACGAACACUUGAUGAUCAGGCAUCUAUAUAUAUCGGCAAUCCGGGACUUUGUGGCCCACCACUCUCAAGGAAUUGUUCGGAAUCGUCGAAAUUACUGCCAGACGCCGUUGAUGAAGACAAAAGUUUGAGCGAUGGGGUUUUCCUGUACCUUGGCAUGGGCAUAGGAUGGGUAGUUGGUCUCUGGGUUGUCUUAUGCACCUUCUUGUUCAUGCAGAGAUGGAGAAUCAUUUGUUUCUUGGUUUCUGACCGCUUGUACGACCGGAUUCGGGCUUCCUUCACAAAACAAUCUGGUAGAAACUGAGAUUAGAUGAGCUAGUACUUUCUUUAUUGUUCAUGUACCACAGUGCACACGCAUUUUAGCUCUACUCUGUACUAGCCACUGUUGCUCUUGUGCUAUUAGCCUAUUAUUAUAUUUGGAUGGAUGUAUACAAUUGAUUCUACAGUCCACAACUCUAUGUACAAUACAUGAAUAUGAAUAAAGAUGGGAAUUGCUUAAAAA
This is a messenger RNA of Oryza sativa Japonica Group (Japanese rice), 3492 nucleotides long. The record is from RefSeq and is a predicted model, not a curated record. Lineage: Eukaryota; Viridiplantae; Streptophyta; Magnoliopsida; Poales; Poaceae.